This is a messenger RNA of Moneuplotes crassus, 845 nucleotides long. The record is from the annotation of a GenBank genome assembly. NCBI's taxonomy places the organism in Eukaryota, Ciliophora, Spirotrichea, Euplotida, Euplotidae.
GAGCAAUGGAGAAGGAGAUUGAGCAAGAGGAAGAGAGGCAGUUAGAUCUAGAGGUUUUUAAUGUGGCAAGGGAGAGGAUUAAGGUUGGGUCUACGAGUGGAGAGAUGAAUGGGAUUAAUUGAAGGUUGUAUACUUUUGAUGAUAGCACUCGAGGGAUCUUCAGGCACUUGGUCAAGCUGGACCACAGCGUCCCUGUUGACAGCGGCUUUACUAUUUAUAGCAUCAAACCAACGUUAUGAAGAAUUAUAGCUAAAGUUCUGAACUUGAAGUUUACUAAGAACUUUAAUAAGUUCUACUUUAAUAUCAGUCCCAAUUAUGUGGUUGCAAUUAACUAUUUUCCUUUUGAGAAGCAAAUAAUGAAGAUUCUUCCAAAGGUGAUUUAUGAGUUUAAGAUGGAUUUUAUGAGGAUUUCCAGUAAGAGCUUUCAAAAAUUGGUGGUGGCAUGCAGGCAUAUAUGUAGAUUUAGCAUAUGGAGAUCAAUUAUCGAAUAUCCAACAUAUCUUAGACAAAGUUUGAACAAAUCUCUGGAUUUUGGUAAAAAUGUAGAUUAUAAAAUAUUUCAUUUUGAUCUUGUGUCUAUUAGGUAUCAGCCAGAUACUUAUUCAAAUGCUCCUGUAAAUAUUGAAGAAAUUGUGAAAGCAAUUUCUGAAUGAUCUUUAAAGGAUUCUUUGCAUAAAUUAGCUCUCACAAAUUGAGGAAUUAGCCAGAAGCAUGCAAUUGAGCUUACAUCCAAAUAUGAUUUAACAAAAUUUAUAAUCAUUGGAGACAAAGAUAAGGAUGAUGAGAGUGAGGAAGAUGAUCAACCUAACCCAAGCAAUUUGUUCGGAGAUGAUGAAGAUUACUAA